This is a messenger RNA of Engraulis encrasicolus (European anchovy), 3395 nucleotides long. It is a transcript of the gene tdg.1, whose product is annotated as thymine DNA glycosylase, tandem duplicate 1. Lineage: Eukaryota; Metazoa; Chordata; Actinopteri; Clupeiformes; Engraulidae. Gene Ontology annotation, biological process: base-excision repair, AP site formation. The transcript has 11 exons. Bases 115 to 1461 code for a protein of 448 amino acids. The record is from RefSeq and is a predicted model, not a curated record. Gene Ontology annotation, molecular function: uracil DNA N-glycosylase activity; pyrimidine-specific mismatch base pair DNA N-glycosylase activity. Gene Ontology annotation, cellular component: nucleus.
UUGUUGAUUGUUGUAUGAUUAGCCCUUACAUGGCCUUAGUUGUUUAAUAUAUAUUUUUAAAUCCUAUCUUCAUAUUUGCAUGUACAUAAACGAGUAGAAUCAACCAUUGAAACGAUGGAAGAGAGGCCUUAUGGAUCUGUGCCUGUCCCCUCGGAAUAUCUCCAAAAUUGGGUUACAGCUGCACAGCAGCAUCUGCAGACGUUACAGGCCCAGUACCCUCACCUGGCUAACGGGGCUCACGGGGGUCACUACAUGGAGGGAGGCAUGGAGAACGGCGGCAUGAUGGAGAUGCCCGGCGCUGGGGUUCACCCUCAGGCCCUCGCACCGCAGGCUCCACAACAAGCACCUGCCAAGAAGCGAGGGCGAGCAGCACCUAAAGAGCCCAAACCGAAGCCAGAACCGAAGCCCAAACCCCCACCUAAGGCCAAGGCUGAACCCAAAGCCAAACCAGGGCCAAAGCCCAAAAAGGCCAAGCUGGACAAGGGCGCCCCAGAGGGAGGAGAGGGGCAGGAGAAGAUCGACGAGACCUUCAAGAAAGUGAGGAGGAAGGUGGAUCGCUUCAAAGGCAUGACGGAGGAGGAGGUCAUGAAAAGGACACUACCAGACAUCCUCAAACCCAAUCUGGAUUACGUCAUAAUUGGCAUCAAUCCUGGACUGGUGGCAGCUUUCAUAGGCAGGUGGUUCCCUGGGCCUGGAAACCACUUCUGGAAGUGUCUGUUCCUGUCUGGUUUCACGGACGAGCUGCUGAACCACAUGGCAGACACCAGCUUGCCUGAAAAAUACGGCAUCGGCUUCACCAACAUGGUCGCCAGGGCAACGCCAGGAAGCAAAGACCUCUCCACAAAAGAACUCAGGGAAGGAGGCAAAAUUUUGGUUGAAAAACUCAAGCAAUAUAGCCCUCUUAUAGCGGUAUUCAAUGGAAAAUGCAUCUUUGAGAUGUUCUGCAGGGAGAUCUUUGGAAAGAAACCAAAGAAACUGGAAUUUGGCCUUCAGCCUCAACGGAUUCCUGACUGUACAACGGCUCUGUAUCUGAUGCCCUCCUCUAGUGCCCGCUGUGCGCAGUUCCCGCGUGCGCAGGACAAAGUGCACUUCUACAUCAAGCUGAGGGAGCUGCGGGACGAGCUGAAGGGACAGGCCAAACCUAAAGAGGUGGAGGAGCUCAGCUACAGCUUCGACCUGGGAUUGGCCAAAGAGGAUGCUAAGAGGAUGGCAGUGAAGGAGGAGCAGUAUGAUCCCGGGUACGAGGCGGCCUACGGGGGCGCGUACGCUGAGCCAGGCUCCGAAGCAGCGGGACCAGCGGGACAGAGCAAUGGCCACUGCACCUUCUCAGCUAACGCAGAGACGGCAGACACUGCAGAGAAGGCCCCUGCGGCUGGUGCUGCUGAAGGACUCCUCCCUGACGGCCAGUGGAUGACCCAGACCUUCGACGAUCAGAUCCCCGACAUCACAGCCUCCUCAUGAUCAGAUCCCCGACAUCACAGCCUCCUCAUGAUCCCACACGGGUCUCGGAGCAGAGCAGAGCGACUCAUACACAACCAGACUGAACUGGAGCAUCGGCUUGCAAAUCAUUUAGGGGAAACGCCUCGCCCUGCUCUCCUCUCGAUAAUGAAGUGCUGCUCCAUUCUGCCCAGCUCUGAGUAUCACGUUGGUCUGAGUUCAAUCAUGCUGGGGUCGUUCAUGGACCCUGGAUCAGUUUUUAUUUGACUUUAUUUGAUAGAUCUGUUGAACAAUACUGGACCCUCUGCAGGAGUCUCCACACUGUAAAACAUUGCGGCCAGUUAAACGUAAAAAAGUUAGUUGCCCUGCUCCCUCAAGUUUGUAAGUUAACUCAACUUACGAACUUAAGGCAGCAGGGCAACCUGCCUUUUUUGUUUAACUGAUUUGCAAUGUUUUACUGUACAUGAUCAGCAGGAUUACACAAUUCGAUCCAGGAGCAAGACUAAGAGGAGCUAUAUGAACGCUGUCUCCUCACAUGUUCCUUACUUUUUAAAGUAUCUGUACCUCAGUAAACACCAGCUGAAGAGUCUUGGGUGGACUAGAAAAGGACAAACACCCCUUUACAUACACAUCAGACAUUCACACAGGAGUGGAUGAAUUUCUACCUUGGAUUUGAAGUAGCCCGUUUUAGAAAGUAGGGUUUUUUUCAGUUUUGGGGGGUUUAAAACAAAGUCUUUGGGUAAUGAUCAUGCUUUUAAUCAGUGAAAGGAAAGCAAUAUUUUAAAAGGAUAAGAUAAUGGUUUCCCCGUUUUUAAAAGUAUUGAAAUACUUUAUUUUGAUUUGGCAUGGUAUGUUUCUGUUCACCUGAUUACGGUGUCAAGAUUUCUCCUGGUUUGUCUAUGGCUGGUUCAGCACUGCUAUGGUUUUUAUGUUUUAACAUCAGGGAAUAUAAUAGUACUUGAUUGUGUUUGCGCUCUUUGGAAAAUGUCCACUAUUUAAAUGACAGUUUUGCAUUUAAUGUUUUAUUUUCUGGUUGCAGCAAAGGUUGAGCAUAAUUUGUAUGCUUACAAACUUUGUGACAUGUUACAAGGACUAAAUACAAAAGAAAAAAAUGUAUUUUCACUUAUUAGUAUGCAACUAGAUCGCUGUAACUGUAGGAAAAGUGUAGGUUAAUUUUGUGACUUUUUUUGGCUAUGGCUUUGGUUAAAGUGUAAUCAGAGCCCAACUCUAGUCUAAGGCUGUAGGAGGUUUGGAAGAAUUACAAUUGCCUUUUUCAUGCUGAAGUAAUCGACCAGUUCUCAGAAAUGUGGAUUUGAAAGAACAGAAGCGGUAUAGUUUUCCUUUCAAAUAUUGAACUGCUGUGACAUUGAACUACAGUGGUCAUAAGCAGUGAAGCCAAUCCUACUGCAGUGGUUCGAAAUAUUCGUUAACCUAAACCCACACAAGAGGUGUGCAAAAGCCAACUCAAAAAUUUAACAAUGCUCUUAUUGUCAUCUUGUUUUUUAAGGGGGAGAAAAAGUACUGUAAGAUGAGCUGAACUGUAUUGUGAACCGUGAUCAUGUCUGUAUAACAUCUUCAGAGGGGUAUACUAAGAAGCCAGGACUCCAGGCUCUUCUAUUAGAUGAUUUACCUCUUAACUUAACCUGGUUUAGUCCUGAACCAGCUUCUUAGUAUAAGCAUGUUGGCUAGUUCUUGGUCUAUGAACAUUGGAUACUUCACUCAUGCUGCUGUGGAACAUGCAGUGUGAACGUAACAUCACUUCACUGCCUCUAGAGUGCAGUGUUUCACUGGUAAUCAUUCCUGCGUUACAAACGACGGCUAUAGUGGACUGGUUUAGACUGCAAGCAUUCGGUGGUUCUCCCGACACUUGGUGCUAUUUUUUUUUUAUUAUUAUUUUAAUUUUUUUCCCCUCAUUUGAGUUUUUACUUGUUAUUAAAAUGCAGAUUUCCAUUUGCAUA